UUUGCCCUUUCUUUUCAGAAACCAGUUCUGAAGCAAGCCCUUGUCGUCGUCCUGCAGUGGUGUUUCAGUCACAAUUUUAGCAUCCGCCUGUACGCAUUAGUGGCUCUUAAGAGGAUCUGGCGCAUGUGUAAGACGUGGCACGUGGACGAAUUUGACGCUCUGACUUCUGUUGUUGAGUCCAGUCUUAGCCAAGUGGAAAACAUGCCCGGAGCAGGGAAUGCCAAGAAGAACUGGCAACGUAUCCAAGAGCAUUUCUUUUUUGAAACGUUUCACCCAAUUAAGGAUUAUUGUCUGGAGACCAUAUUUUACAUCCUCCCACGCCUCUCAGGCCUUGUUGAAGACGAAUGGAUUCCCAUUGGUAAAUUUACCAGAUUCAAGGACAUUCCUCUAGAUGCAGGAUUUCAGUGGUAUCUUUCCCCAACUCAACUUUGUGAACUGAAACCAGGUGACUGGGCUCAGCAGGACAUAGGCUCUAACUCAGGCGAAGCCGAUGACCAGUCAGAGUGGACUGAUGUUCAGAAGAAGAUCAUCCCGUGGAAAACCAAUGUUCCAGACUUAGAUCUGGAGCUGGUGUUUCAGGAUCGUAUUGCCAAACUCGGAAAGUCGAUUAGCAGACUGAUUGUAGUGGCCUCGCUCAUUGAUAAACCAACUAAUUUAGGAGGGCUGUGCCGCACCUGCGAGGUGUUCGGGGCCUCCGCGCUCGUGGUCGGCGGCCUGCAGUGCACCCGAGACAAGCAGUUUCAGUGCCUGAGUGUUUCGGCAGAACAGUGGCUUCCGUUAGUGGAGGUAAAACUGCCUCAGCUGAUCGAUUUUCUGCAACAGAAGAAAGCGGAAGGUUACACUGUUAUCGGCGUGGAACAGACCGCCCGAAGUGUAGACCUGACUCAGUACAGCUUUCCUGAGCGGUCUCUGCUCUUGCUGGGAAACGAGCGUGAAGGGAUUCCAGCAAACCUGAUCCCACAGCUGGAUGUCUGUGUGGAAAUCCCUCAGCAAGGUAUCAUCCGCUCGCUCAACGUCCACGUGAGUGGGGCACUGCUCAUCUGGGAGUACACCAGACAGCAGCUGCUGAAGCAAAGGGACACCGGGUCGUGAAGUUUGUGCCCUACAGGGAUGCGUCAUCGGUGCUCUUGAAACAUUUUUUAAAAACUGUGUGCUUGUGUAAUAGAUUCUGAAAUUUACCAGGAUGAUUUGUAUUCCUUUUCUUGCAAGUUAAUGCCAAAACUUCUUCAUGUGCCUUAAACACAUUACCAUAUAUUGU
Hyaena hyaena (striped hyena) is the source of this 1258-nucleotide messenger RNA. RefSeq names its product probable methyltransferase TARBP1. Gene Ontology annotation, biological process: tRNA methylation. The coding region runs from base 124 to 1092 and encodes 322 amino acids. The record is from RefSeq and is a predicted model, not a curated record. Gene Ontology annotation, molecular function: tRNA (guanine) methyltransferase activity; RNA binding. The transcript is spliced from 7 exons. Lineage: Eukaryota; Metazoa; Chordata; Mammalia; Carnivora; Hyaenidae.